Molecule: messenger RNA, 258 nt
Organism: Vairimorpha ceranae
Lineage: Eukaryota; Fungi; Microsporidia; Nosematidae
Exons: 1
Coding region: 1-258 (85 amino acids)
Source: RefSeq, a predicted model, not a curated record
AUGAAAUACAAAACAAUUAUCUCGCUCAGUGUAUGCGAGUUGGUGGCCGGACAUAUAAAAUUACUUUAUUACAAUGAGAUCUUGAAAAAAUUUAACCACACGAAAUUAUGCAGGCUUAGGAAGAAUCUAAAUUUGUCAAUGGUGGAAUAUUUAAGAUAUCUUAUUACGAAAUAUAUUAUACAGAGAAGACCGCGCAAGUGCUCUGUAAAAUACAAAUGUAUUUUUCGACAAAAGAGAAAAAUAUUUACAUUGUACUGA